AUGGCUGAGCUUUCUGUCAGCCUCCUGAGCUUGAGAAUAUUUGUUUCUUGCAUAGGACUUAUGGGUAACACGUUUCUCAUUGUUUCCAUCAUGAAGAUCAAGUUCUUCCAAAUUAAAUCUUUUGAGUUGUUUCUGCUCGGACUUGCUGCAGCCAACUUGGAGGAGAUCGUCAUCAUAAAUAUCUAUGAUUUAAUCAACCUUUGGACUUCCUCCACCACUGGCACUUGGUCAUGUUAUUUACUGCAGUUCUUUACUGUCACUGGUGAAAUUAACAGCAUCCUCUUCACCGUCCUCAUCUGUAUCUUCCGCUACCAGAAGCUGAGAGAUGUCAAUAAGAGGGUCAACUUCCCACUUUUCCUGGACAGCGUCAGAUCUGCCUGGAUGGUGAGCGGCAUUUGUGUGAUGCUCUCCAUGCUGUUCAGUGUUCCCAUGUUUGUCAUGAACCAGGAGCACAAAGUGGAAAAUAUCACAGGAAACAGCAACAUCUGCCCUCCAGACUUCUUUCGCUGCACUGAAAAUCACUGUCCAAUGUUCCACCGCAUAUACAAAUACCUGUUCAUCGUCUUGUGUCACCUGCUGCCUCUGAUCAUCGUCACAGUCACCAGUUGCCUCAUCCUCAUAGCGCUACUGAGGCAGAGGAAGAUAGUGACACCAGCGGUUAGUGAGACCGGGUCAAGCCGGUUCAGCAGGACAAGUAAAGACACAAGGAUCCAGUGGAGCACGAUAGCAGUACUGGCGGCCAUGGGAUUGUUCCAGGUGGACUGGACUAUUUACCUGAUCCUUCAUUUGGCUUUUAGGCCAUCUGACUUUCCAUUUUGGUCAGAAAUUCAGUUCUUUAUCACAACAUCAUAUAUAUCCAUCUCUCCAUAUGUGUAUGGAAUAGGGCAUAACAUGAUCUCUCUCAACAGCUGUAAAAAAAGGUGA
Molecule: messenger RNA, 924 nt
Organism: Archocentrus centrarchus (flier cichlid)
Lineage: Eukaryota; Metazoa; Chordata; Actinopteri; Cichliformes; Cichlidae
Gene: ora6
Product: olfactory receptor class A related 6
Exons: 1
Coding region: 1-924 (307 amino acids)
Biological process (GO): cellular response to estradiol stimulus; neuropeptide signaling pathway; cellular response to glucocorticoid stimulus
Cellular component (GO): neuron projection; plasma membrane
Molecular function (GO): somatostatin receptor activity; neuropeptide binding
Source: RefSeq, a predicted model, not a curated record